This is a messenger RNA of Plenodomus lingam JN3, 2373 nucleotides long. RefSeq lists its product as uncharacterized. Gene Ontology annotation, cellular component: VCP-NPL4-UFD1 AAA ATPase complex. Gene Ontology annotation, molecular function: polyubiquitin modification-dependent protein binding. NCBI's taxonomy places the organism in Eukaryota, Fungi, Ascomycota, Dothideomycetes, Pleosporales, Leptosphaeriaceae. The record is from RefSeq and is a predicted model, not a curated record.
AUGGACCCUGAAUCUGCCCCAGCAGAACUCAACUGGUCGGCGCAAUACACCCUCGCACAACCAACUCGAAACACUACGCUGCCAGGCGACAAGAUCCUUCUCCCGCCCUCGGCGUUGGAGCAACUGCUGUCAGCCGCUCCCGUCGUGGCCGUCGAUGCAGAUCGUCCGCACAUCACCGCCUUCGACCCCUUCAAUCCUUACACAUACAACGCCGAACGUCAGGCACGAGCCCAGUUUCAGGACCGCCACCAGCAGUUGCCGCAUCCGCUGACGUUUCGCCUCGUCAACCCUGACAAUGGCCGAGUUGUCCAUGCAGGAAUACGCGAGUUCUCCGCAGAGGAGGGCGAGAUUGUCCUGAGUAGCUUCUUGAGGGAAGCACUGGGUAUUGAGCCACAGCCCACAGAAAACUCCCGGAUAAACACCCCAAAUGGGCUUCCAGACGAUGAUGAGCACAUGGGUAAUGGUGUCGAACCAUCCGUCACCAACGGCCACACACGAACGAACAUCACAGUGCACGCUAUACAAUUACCCAAAGGCACGUUUGUGAAGCUACGGCCGCUCGAGGCUGGCUAUGAUCCCGAGGAUUGGAAGUCGCUACUAGAAGAACACCUGCGAUCCAACUUCACGACCUUGACGAAUGGCGAGGUUCUCGUGGUAUACGGCGGUCGUGCGCCAGGUGGCAAGCGAGAAGAGUUUCGCUUCCUGGUAGACGGCUUCAAACCAGAAGGGGAUGGAAUCUGCGUGGUAGACACUGAUCUCGAGGUCGACAUCGAAGCCCUGAACGAAGACCAGGCACGCGAAACCUUGCAAAGGAUCAUGGCCAAACGACAACGAGCGCCCGGCACAACAGAAGGCAGCUCUGCUGGCGGCACAAUCGACAUCUUCAAGGCGCAGGAGGGACAGGUGCGGGAAGGAGAGUAUGUAGACUACGAGCUUCCAUCCUGGCAUCGGUCACAAGGACUCGAAAUCUCCCUAGAGAAACUGGACGAAGACGAUGAAAUCGAUUUGUUCGUCAGCCCACACUCGCCACAUCAGCAGGUUCGACCACGGAUAGAUGAACAUGUUUUUGCAGACAUGUCGAGUCAGCGAUCCAAGCGUAUACGCUUACAACCAACGAAUGCGGAACUGGAUGAUGCCGAGUCCGUCUACAUCUCCGUACAUGCAUACCCCUCAGGAGAGCCUUCGAACACGCUCAAGGCCUAUCGUUUACAAGUCUCCCUGUUUGAUCCCAAAUCGACAGCAGCAACAGACGGAAAUGAUAGCAUAGAAACAACACAUGGACCCGAUGAAGUUCAGUGUAAAAAUUGCACGCAGUGGGUUCCCAAAGGCUCCCUCUUCCUUCACGAAAACUUUUGUCUGCGAAACAAUAUAUUAUGUCCUCAACGGUGUGGUCAGGUUUUUCAGAAGCGCUCACCAGCCUUUGAAGCACACUGGCAUUGUCCCCACGACACUUUUACUGGAAACACCCCUCUCAGCCGCCAAAAACACGACACGAUCUACCACACCGAGCAAUCGUGUUCCUCGUGUCCUCUCAUAUUCCCCUCCAUCCCAACACUCGCCCACCACAAAACCACAGUCUGCCCCGGGAAGCUCAUCCUCUGCCGCUUCUGCCACCUACAAGUUCCCCAGGAAGGUGAUCCCACCGAACCACCGAUUCCCGAACUCCUGCUCUCCGGUCUCACGCCCCACGAGCUAGCCGAUGGUGGUCGCACGACUGAGUGCCAUCUUUGCAAUAAGAUUGUGCGCUUCCGCGACAUGGACACCCAUCUCCGACAUCAUGACCUUGAGCGCUUGUCCCGUCCAGCACCGCGCCUAUGUCGCAAUGUGAAUUGCGGACGUACGCAAGACGGCGUCAACAAGAUGGGUGAUACACGGGCCGGGACACGAAAGGGUCAGGGCCCGGGUAACGAGAUCGGGUUGUGCAGUGUGUGUUUUGGCCCGUUGUACGUGUCAUUGCAUGAUCCAGAGGGCAAAGCGCUACGUCGACGUAUCGAGAGGCGGUAUCUGAGCCAGUUGCUGACAGGCUGUGGGAAGGCGUGGUGUAGGAACCCCUAUUGUCGGUCUGGACGGAAGAACCUCGGCGAAGGCGACAAGUCCAUUCCAACGAAAGAAGCCAUGCCCCUGGUCAAGCCGUUUUUGGACGGCAUGGACGGCAGAGGGUAUAGCACGCCUUUGCAUUUUUGCGUCGAUGAGCGCAGCCAAAAGUAUCGGACGCUGGCGGACAUGUUGGCGGCCGAACAAGGCAUCGAGGGGAAAGGUGGCUAUGGCCUUGAGUGGUGUGUGGCAGCUCUCGAAGCGGAAGGAGGAGAUUUGGAUAAAGCGAGGAGUUGGUUGAAAGGCUGGGCUCCGCAGCGUACCGAGGCUGCGUCGUGA